AAGAAGAAGAAGAAGAAGAAGAAGAAGGUGUUUAACAGCGAUCAGAAACCGAAAGUGUUUGAAAGACUUCUGGAUUCUGUUCCUGCAGCACAAGAUCGUCUGAACUACUGCAAGUCAUGAUGAGCAUCUGAUCGUCUUCAGAGACACAAAGAUCUCAGUGUUGAGCUGUUCAUCUGCAGUAUGUCAGAGAAGAGAGGAAAGAUGAGUCUCUCACACAAACAGAGUGUAAGAUCAGACUCACAUGUGUCCAGCUCUGUGUCUGUGAAGAGUGACCGGUCAAAAGGUGAACCACCGAGAUUCAGUGAGGAAACACCAUCAGCUACUGAAAGUGUAAGAUCAGGCUCACAUGUGUCUGUGAAGAGUGACUGGUCAAAAGGUGAACCACCGUUAUUCAGUGAGGAAACACCAUCAGCUACUGAAAGGCUGCAAUAUGAGACAUUAGAUUCAGACUUCCAGAUUAACAGGAAACAUAAGAAUUUUACAGUCAAACUCCUAGGAAUCUUCCAGGAUCUUGAGAAAAAAAUAACCAAUUUUCUAAAAAAUGAGCUGGACAUGUUUAAGAAAAUUUUACAAAAAGAGGACAUGCAAUACUUUGUGAAUUACUUUAAUGAUAACAGAUGCAGUAUUAAAGAAGCAGCUCUUGAUCUCACGCUCUACUUCCUGAGAGAGAUGAAGCAAGAUGAAGCUGCUGAUACUCUAGAAGAUGAGCUGAUCUUCAUUCAUCAGCUAAAGUGUAGCCUAAAGAAGUAUCAAUGUGUGUCUGAAGGAAUUGCAAAGCAAGGUGACUCUACACUUCUGAAGAACAUCUACACCGAUCUCUAUAUCACUCAGGGUUGUAGUGAACAGGUCAAUACUAAACAUGAGGUGAGACAGAUUGAAGUUGCUUCCAGACGUCAUGAAUCACAGGAGAUCCAGGUUGAGUGCAAAAAUUUAUUUAAAGCACCUGAACAAGACAAGCUGAUCAGAACUGUGCUGACAAAAGGAGUUGCUGGCAUCGGAAAAUCAGUCUCUGUGCAGAAGUUUGUUCUGGAUUGGGCCGAAGGAAAAGAAAAUCAAGAUAUCAGCUUCGUAUUUCCUCUUCCAUUUAGAGAGAUGAACUUAAAGGAGCAAGAAAAACUAAGUUUGAUGGACCUUAUAACUCAGUUUUUCCCAGAGACAAAAGGACUGAACCUCACCAGAAGAAAUCGAUUCAAAGUCUUGUUUAUUCUUGAUGGAUUGGAUGAAUGUCGACUUCCUGUAAACUUUAAGGAUAAUGAGACGUGGUCUGAUGUAUCAUCACCAGCCUCUCUAGAUGUUCUCCUGACGAACCUCAUCAAGGGAAAUCUGCUUCCUUCUGCUCUCAUCUGGAUCACCAGCAGACCAGCAGCUGCCAGUAAGAUUCCUCCUGACUGUAUCGACCGGCUGACAGAGAUACGAGGAUUCAAUGAUGCACAAAAGGAGGAGUACUUCAGAAAAAGAUUCACGGAUGAGAAUCAGGCCAAAGAAAUCAUUGAUCAUGUUAAACAAUCAAAGAGUCUCUAUAUCAUGUGCCACAUCCCAGUCUUCUGCUGGAUUUCAGCCACUGUUCUCCAGAACAUAUUAGAGGAGAAAAGAAAUAAUGUUGUGAAAAACAAUCAGGCUGAUGAUGCCUCCAAAACACUGCAGGAGUCAAAUACUGAAGACACCCCUAAGACUCUGACACAAAUGUACACACACUUCCUCAGAUUUCAGAUCCAGCAGAGCAGACGAAAGUAUGAUGGAGAACAUACACCAGAUGUUUCCUGGGAUAAAGAUGCCAUCUUUUCACUGGGGAAACUGGCAUUUGAUCAGCUGGAAAGAAACAAUGUGAUCUUCUAUGACACAGAUCUGGAAGCCUGUGGUAUUGACGUCUAUAAGGCAUCAGUGUACUCAGGCAUGUGUACCCAGAUCUUUAAGGAGGAAACGGGGAUCACUCUUGGUACCAUGUACUGCUUCAUUCAUUUGAGCAUUCAAGAGUUUAUUGCAGCUCUUUAUGCACAUCUGUUUCUAGAUGUCAACAAGAAAUAUGUGUUUGAUCAAGACUCUACAGAACAGGAAAACAAAAGUGAAACCGUGAUUGAUUUGCUCAAGACUGCAGUGGACAAGGCACUAGAGAGUGAUAAUGGACACCUGGAUCUUUUUCUUCGAUUCCUCCUUGGUUUGUCACUCCAGUCCAAUCAGAGACUCUUACAGGGUCUGUUGACACAGCAAGAUGACAAUGACCAGAGCAAAAAAGAAAUAGUUCAGUACAUCAAGCAGAAAUUUGAAGCCAAUCUGUCUCCAGAGAGAUCCAUCAAUCUGUUCUACUGUCUGAAUGAACUGAACGACCAAACUCUGGUGAAAGACAUUCAGACCCACCUUAGCAAAGGAAAUCUCUCAUCUGCUGAUCUUUCACCUGCCCAGUGGUCUGCUUUGGUCUUUGUGUUGUUGACAUCAGAGGAGGAGCUGGAGGAGUUUGAGCUUCAGAAAUUCAAGAAAUCAGACGAGUGUCUAAUUAGAUUAUCAGCAGUCAUCAAAACCUGCAAAAGAGCUCUGCUAAAUGAUUGUGACUUAUCUGACAAAAGCUGUCUAGAUCUGGCUUCAGUUCUUGGUUCAGAUUCCAAUCUGAAAGAGCUAAACAUGAACAAUAAUAAUCUGCAGGAUUCAGGAGUGAAGCUACUCUGCACUGGACUGAAGAAUAUAAACUGCAAAUUAGAGAUACUGAAACUUUCAAACUGCAGUAUCACUGAAGAAGGUUAUAAAGCUCUGGCUUCAGCUCUGAGAUCAAACCCUUCACACCUGAUAGAGCUGGAUCUCACAGGAAAUGAUCCUGGAGAAUCAGGAGUGAAGCAGCUCAGUGAUUUACUACAGGAUCCAAACUGUCAACUCAAGACACUGAGACUUUCAAACUGCAGUAUCACUGAAGAAGGUUAUAAAGCUCUGGCUUCAGCUCUGAGAUCAAACCCUUCACACCUGAUAGAGCUGGAUCUCACAGGAAAUGAUCCUGGAGAAUCAGGAGUGAAGCAGCUCAGUGAUUUACUACAGGAUCCAAACUGUCAACUCAAGACACUGAGACUUUCAAACUGCAGUAUCACUGAAGAAGGUUAUAAAGCUCUGGCUUCAGCUCUGAGAUCAAACCCUUCACACCUGAUAGAGCUGGAUCUCACAGGAAAUGAUCCUGGAGAAUCAGGAGUGAAGCAGCUCAGUGAUUUACUACAGGAUCCAAACUGUCAACUCAAGACACUGAGGUUUUUGGGUCCUGCUGCAGAUGAAGGCUGUCAGUAUGUGACUGGAAUUGUGGGUAAAAACCCGUUACUCCUGAGAGAGCUGAAUCUGAGUGAACAUGAACUAGGAGACACACAAGUGAAUCAGAUCGCUGCUCUACUUCAGGAUAAACACUGUACACUCAACACACUGAUUCUGAAGAACAACUGUAUCACAGAAGGAGGUUGUCAGGUUCUGGCUGCAGCUCUAAAUUCAAACCCUUCAAAUCUGACAGAGCUGGAUCUGAGUGAGAAUAAACUAGGAAACCCAGGAAUGAAGAUCAUCUCCACUCUGUUUGAAAAUGUACAGUGUAGACUGGAAAAGCUGAAACUUUCAAACUGCAGUAUCACUGAAGAAGGUUAUAAAGCUCUGGCUUCAGCUCUGAGAUCAAACCCUUCACACCUGAUAGAGCUGGAUCUCACAGGAAAUGAUCCUGGAGAAUCAGGAGUGAAGCAGCUCAGUGAUUUACUACAGGAUCCAAACUGUCAACUCAAGACACUGAGGUUUUUGGGUCCUGCUGCAGAUGAAGGCUGUCAGUAUGUGACUGGAAUUGUGGGUAAAAACCCGUUACUCCUGAGAGAGCUGAAUCUGAGUGAACAUGAACUAGGAGACACACAAGUGAAUCAGAUCGCUGCUCUACUUCAGGAUAAACACUGUACACUCAACACACUGAUUCUGAAGAACAACUGUAUCACAGAAGGAGGUUGUCAGGUUCUGGCUGCAGCUCUAAAUUCAAACCCUUCAAAUCUGACAGAGCUGGAUCUGAGUGAGAAUAAACUAGGAAACCCAGGAAUGAAGAUCAUCUCCACUCUGUUUGAAAAUGUACAGUGUAGACUGGAAAAGCUGAAGUUAAACUGCAUCAGUAUUACAUAUGAAGGUUGUGCUGCUCUGGCAUCAGUGUUUAAUUCAAACCUCAGAGAGCUGGAUCUGAGCUGGAAUCAAAUAGGAGACUCUGGAGUGACAGAAAUCUCCAGUCUGCUGAGAAAUUCACAGACACUACAGAUACUCAGACUUUCAGACUGCAGCAUCACUGAAGAAGGUUAUAAAGCUCUGUCUUCAGCUCUGAGAUCAAAUCCUUCACACCUGAUAGAGCUGGAUCUCACAGGAAAUGAUCCUGGAGAAUCAGGAGUGAAGCUGCUCAGUGAUUUACUACAGGAUCCAAACUGUCAACUCAACACACUGAGGUUUUUGGGUCCUGCUGCAGAUGAAGGCUGUCAGUAUGUGACUGGAAUUGUGGGUAAAAACCCGUUACUCCUGAGAGAGCUGAAUCUGAAGGGAUAUGAACUAGGAGACACAGAAGUGAAUCAGAUCUCUGCUCUACUGCAGGAUAAACACUGUACACUCAACACACUGAAUCUGUGUGAUUGCAGUAUUACAGAGAAACAGUGUCUCAUCCUGACUUCAGCUCUGAAAUCAAACCCAUCACACCUGAGAGAACUGAACCUGAGCUGGAAUAAACUACUAGGAGACUCUGGAGUGAAACACCUCAGUGAUCUACUGAUGAACACACAAUUCAAGCUGGAGAAACUACAUCUGUUAGGAUGCAGUAUUACAGAGAAACAGUGUGUCAUCCUGACUUCAGCUCUGAAAUCAAACCCAUCACACCUGAGAGAACUGGAGCUGAGCAGGAAUAAACUACUAGGAGACUCUGGAGUGAAACACCUCAGUGAUCUACUGAUGAACACACAAUUCAAGCUGGAGAAACUAGAUCUGUGUAGAUGCAGUAUUACAGAGAAACAGUGUCUCAUCCUGACUUCAGCUCUGAAAUCAAACCCAUCACACCUGAGAGAACUGAACCUGAGCUGGAAUCAAAUAAGAAACACAGGACUGAAUCACUUAUGUGACGUACUGAAGGAUUCACGCUGUAAACUGGAGAGAUUGAGUCUUCGUGUCUGUGACAUUACAGAUGUUUCUUUGACAAACACAAAAGCUCUGCAGUUUCUAAAACAGCUUGAUCUGAGAUACAAUAAGAUUAGCGACUCAAAGCAGAAGCUCAUUGAUGUGCUGCGAGACUCAAACUGUGAACUGAGUCUCUGAUAGAGAUCCAUCACCAAAAAUCCCAUCAAUCCCAAGAAAUACGCCAUUGAGUUCAAUCACCAAAAGCUGAUAAAUGCUGUGUAUCAUAAAGUGAAGUGUUCUUGAGAGGAGCAGUAAACAUCAGCUGAAGAUCCACAGAAGAGCUUCACUACUGUGUCUAUGAGGAGAAAUAAAUGUGUGAUAAAUGUGUAAAUGUGAUCCAUACAGGUGAAGAGACUCAGACUUUACAAUCAAAUAAUGCAGCAUGUGUGUUAGAAACAUGAUAUUGAAUGAUUCAUGUUGCUUUAGUAUUCAAGCAGAUGAUCAUUGUGUUUAAUGUAAAGCCGGAGAAUAUUAUAUUAUUAUGAACUCUGUCUCUGUUAAAAUACUUUCUCUGCUCAGAAAUCAGGCUCUUGGUGUAAGACUGUAAGGUCUCCAAAUAUCUGUUUUUAUAUCAAUUUGAUUUAAUUAAUGAAAAGAGCAGGAAUCAAUCAAUUUGAUCUCUCUUUGUUAAUAUUUCUUCUCCUUCAGUGUUAUAUGGUAAAUAUGUUUUCUUCAUUUGUGGGGAAGAUUUUUGUAAAGUUGUUAGUAAUUACUGUAUAACAAAUCAAACUAGAGUCAUUUAAAAUAUAAUAUCUUGUGAAAGACACAUUAGAGCGUUUUCAGCUGGAUAUAGAUUACAAAUGAUCUUUUUAUAAUUGUGAAAGAGUCUGUGCAUUUAUUUUCUGAAAGUCCCGUUCAUCUUUAUUUGGGAAUGAAAUGUGAUCAUUGCUAAGUGUUACAUUAAACUGCAGUCUAAUCUUAAA
Molecule: messenger RNA, 6062 nt
Organism: Carassius gibelio (silver crucian carp)
Lineage: Eukaryota; Metazoa; Chordata; Actinopteri; Cypriniformes; Cyprinidae
Product: NACHT, LRR and PYD domains-containing protein 12
Exons: 24
Coding region: 181-5277 (1698 amino acids)
Molecular function (GO): protein binding
Source: RefSeq, a predicted model, not a curated record